AUGCCUGAAGCGGUCGAUACUUUCCAGGUCCAUGCGCCUGAGAGCAAACACAGGCGUACACCACCGAAUAACACCGAGUUCGACGAGGACGAUCCGGGCCAUGGGGCCGCCUCUAGACUAGGGGGUAUGCGAUGGCGCGAGAAAGCUUUCAUCGCACUGAGAGCCAAGCAGGCUUGUGCGAAGCUUCAAGCUUCAUGCUUGAAGCUUCUGGGUCCGCAGCAGGUGAGAGGUCUCGUGCUCCAUUUCUGCCAAGUGCGGACCGGACAGCGAUGCCGAGCAGGCGCGGGGAAAAUGAGCUAUUACGUCGAGCACCGUGUCUCGCCCGUUUCAACAUUUGAGUGGUCCUUCUCGAUCGAUCUGAGCCGUCGGCCGCCGCACACACAAGGCCCGCCAUUGCGGUGUACAUACUGUGUACAAUCCGCGCAAGCACGGCGUCAGCUCUUUGGGGUGGAGAGCCUGCGACCUGUGCGCGUCUGCCGUCUGCACGGGGCACAUGUUAAGGUGACGGUUGCGGCUGGGCUCGCAGAUUCAAGCCGCUGCCAUUUCAAGACCGAAACAUCGACGACUCAGAUUCGUAGGUCGCCUAGGUGUUCCCGGGAGAUGUGUCUGAACUUGGACGGGAGUCUUGGCCAAGCGUUGGGUCCUCCUUACAUUGGACAACUUUGUCACCAUCCCUCAACUCGACUCGAGCUGUUGCCGAGGUACUCGAUGUCUCCGAAAUUCACUCAGUGUUUGUCCUUGACGCGACCCUGCAGUCGGCCCGUCAAGGGCAUGAUCGAGGCCAGAACGAUUGGUCGCGGAGAGUGGCUAUAUCGCCCCAACGGGUCGGCACCGGCAUCUGGACCCGCCGACUCAACCUGGGAGUUUGUCGACCGCACGACUGUUUUACCCACAAUCCGGCCCAACUGGAUGAGGUGA
Chaetomium globosum CBS 148.51 is the source of this 918-nucleotide messenger RNA. RefSeq lists its product as uncharacterized. The transcript is spliced from 2 exons. The coding region runs from base 1 to 918 and encodes 305 amino acids. NCBI's taxonomy places the organism in Eukaryota, Fungi, Ascomycota, Sordariomycetes, Sordariales, Chaetomiaceae. The record is from RefSeq and is a predicted model, not a curated record.